AUGUCUACCGGAGCUGUUGUAGCGUGUGUUGUCAUUUCAACAGCUGUUAUUUUCAAUUUUGCUUUGCACAAGAUAGAAGAAGGUCAUGUUGGAGUAUACUAUAGGGGUGGUGCUUUGUUACAGAGUACAAGUGGUCCAGGAUACCAUUUUAUGAUCCCAUUUAUAACAUCAUUCAGAUCUGUUCAAUCAACUUUACAAACUGAUGAAGUCAAGAAUGUGCCAUGUGGUACAAGUGGUGGCGUAAUGAUCUACAUUGACAGGAUUGAAGUAGUGAAUAUUUUGAAUUCUGAUAAUGUUUAUGAAGUUGUUAAGAGGUACACAGCCGAUUAUGAUAAAACUUUAAUAUUCAACAAAAUCCACCAUGAACUCAAUCAGUUUUGCAGUAGCCAUACCCUUCAGGAGGUAUACAUUGAUCUGUUUGAUCAAAUUGAUGAGAAUCUAAAGAUUGCACUACAGAAGGACCUUCUUGUCAUGGCUCCUGGACUAACUGUUCAUGCUGUGAGAGUAACAAAACCAAAGAUUCCAGAAAGUAUCAGAAGGAAUUAUGAAGUAAUGGAAGGAGAGAAAACUAAACUGAUGAUCGCUCAGCAGAAACAAAAAGUCAUAGARAAAGAAGCUGAAACUGAGAGAAAAAAAGCUGUCAUUGAGGCUGAAAAACAGGCACAGGUAUCCCAAAUCCAGUACCAACAGAAGAUUAUGGAGAAGGAAAGUCUUAAGAAGAUGUCACUKAUUGAAGAUGACACUCAUCUGGCUAGAAUGAAAGCUCGUGCUGAUGCAGAUCUCUAYAUUGCACAGAAAGAAGCAGAGGCCAAUAGAGUAAGUCUUAAACUUUAAU
This is a messenger RNA of Exaiptasia diaphana, 835 nucleotides long. Its product is annotated as erlin-2-B. Gene Ontology annotation, biological process: SREBP signaling pathway. The coding region runs from base 1 to 834 and encodes 277 amino acids. NCBI's taxonomy places the organism in Eukaryota, Metazoa, Cnidaria, Anthozoa, Actiniaria, Aiptasiidae. Gene Ontology annotation, cellular component: endoplasmic reticulum membrane; endoplasmic reticulum. Gene Ontology annotation, molecular function: cholesterol binding; ubiquitin protein ligase binding. The record is from RefSeq and is a predicted model, not a curated record. The transcript has 11 exons.